AUGUUCGAGGCGAAGAUUCGGGCGCGCAACCAAAAGGCGCGGGCGACGACUGCGGCGGUCGCUUCGGUGAGUGGCAAGAGCGAGGCGAAAGGGAAGAAGAAGCGCGGUCGCAUGGAUGACUUUUAUGGCGAGGGUGGACAAGCGGCAAGGCGGGCGGCCAACGAGGCGAUUGUCCUCUACCUCGUUCUAGCUCUCGUUGUAGUAGUUAUCUCUGCAACUGGAGCGGUCUUCGUUGAGGCUGUCGAUUGCAAGGUGGUGACGAAGAGUGGCAAGUUCAUCGCCAGCGUACUGCAGCCGAUCAUCGAGCGCAUCGAGGCGAAGCAUGUUGUGGCGCUGUGUACGGACGGCGGCAGCAACUACAAGAAGGCUGGCAAGCUGUUGCGGAAGGAGUGGCCGCAUCUCGAGCUCGUUCCCUGUGCGACGCAUGUGCUGGACCUGCUGAUGGAGGACGUGGGCAAGAUGGACUGGGCGCAGGUGGUCGUGACCCAGACUGACAACAUGAUCUCUUUCGUGCGGGGGCACCAGUGCAUGCGCGCCUUCCUGCGCGACACGGAGCUGCACGGCAAGAAGAAAUCGCUGCCGGUGUUGCGCCUAGCAAGCACGCGCUUCGGAAUGCAGUUCAUCACAGUGUCUUGUCUGCGCGACGUUCGCCAGCAGCUCACGGCGAUGGUGACGCACAAGGAUUGGCCGGAGAGGGGGGGGAGCACGGUUACAGGAGCGGAUUUUGAGGGGUGGGUGAUGGACCAGGGGUGGUGGAAGAAGGUGGACGUCUUUCUGCAGCUGUACGACAUCAUGCUGCAGCUGACAGAGGAGUUGGAUAAGCUGCUGGAGGGGAGGGAGUGCAAGCUGAAGUCGGAGGAUAAGGAAAAGGUGUGGGAGCAUUUGAGGAGGCGUUGGGACGAGAGCCUGGCUUGCCCCCUCCACGUGGCAGGCUGGAUCUUGUUCCCGGCGAACCAGGAGGAGGGGAUCUUUCUGCAGGAUGCAGAGUGCACCGAGUUCAUGCACGAGUGGCUGGAGCGACAGAAGGCGUUCGUUGACAAGUACUGGAAGAAGAACCGUGGCAAGAAGGGACUGGUGAGGCCGCUGCAUGAGGGGGUGACGGCCUACAUCAACGGCGAAGGAGGAUUCGGCACACAGACCGUGAUCGAUGGGCGUGGGGAGAUUCAGCUGGGGAAGGGGAACGUGAUGUUGUGGUGGCAGUACAAUGGAUGGGAGUACGCCGACCUGGCGUGCAUUGCGCGGCGCACGCUGUCCCAGGCCAUUUCCGCUUCCCCAUGCGAUUUCCGCUUCCCCAUGCGAGCAGGGCUGGUCUACAUGGGAUGGCGUGCACACGGCGCGCAGGAACAGGCUUGGGGGUACAAGUUGGAGGAGGAUGGGGAGGUGGAGGCGGACGAGGACGACGUGUGCCUCGAUGAGUGGGCGGAGGAGGAGGAGCUGGAGAAGGAAGGGGAGGAGGAGGAGGAAGAGGAGGAGGAGGAGGAUGAGGAGGAGGAGGAGGAUGAGGAGGAGGAGAGUUAG
Closterium sp. NIES-65 is the source of this 1518-nucleotide messenger RNA. The record is from the annotation of a GenBank genome assembly. NCBI's taxonomy places the organism in Eukaryota, Viridiplantae, Streptophyta, Zygnematophyceae, Desmidiales, Closteriaceae.